AUGGCGGAAGAAGCGAAAUUUCGAACAGCAACAAUCAAAGCAAUUAUUGAAUCAGCAUUAGCAGAUCAAAAUGAUGACCAAAAACUAAGAAUUCCGCCAACAACUGUUGAGCUUAUUGCAGAAUAUUUAAGAUGUGUAGUUGUAGAAGCAACAGAAAGAGCAGCGGAUGUAGCAGGAGAUGAAAAGGUAAUAGACGAAUCUCAUUUAGAGAAAAUUUUACCACAAUUACUUCUUGAUAUUGCUUGA
Trichomonas vaginalis G3 is the source of this 246-nucleotide messenger RNA. Its product is annotated as CENP-S associating centromere protein X family. Bases 1 to 246 code for a protein of 81 amino acids. The transcript has a single exon. Gene Ontology annotation, biological process: resolution of meiotic recombination intermediates; DNA repair; replication fork processing. NCBI's taxonomy places the organism in Eukaryota, Parabasalia, Trichomonadida, Trichomonadidae. The record is from RefSeq and is a predicted model, not a curated record. Gene Ontology annotation, cellular component: FANCM-MHF complex; Fanconi anaemia nuclear complex.